Molecule: messenger RNA, 2150 nt
Organism: Penaeus indicus
Lineage: Eukaryota; Metazoa; Arthropoda; Malacostraca; Decapoda; Penaeidae
Exons: 6
Coding region: 206-1207 (333 amino acids)
Source: RefSeq, a predicted model, not a curated record
GAGAAAGAGAGCGCGAGAGGACACACAGAAAGGUCGCAGCACCGCCAACGGCAGCCGGACUUGGAAGAAAACGACGUCUGAAGCCUUGUGUGUUGGAGUUGAUAUUCGCGAACUUUUGAUACAAGGAGAGACAUAACAGUGACAGAGCUUUGCCAAAGUGACACAGAACUCGAGUAGCAGAAGAGUUUUUGCAAGACUGCGUAAGAUGGAGGCCAUGAAGGUGCUGACUUCCCUCCUUGUCCUGACCCUGACCGGACCCACGCUCGGGUAUCCUUAUACCCGGGGCGUGCCCUCGAGGUCUAGCGGGCGAGGGCGGGAACAGAUGCUUGAAGGCGGUCUUGGAGAGUACCUCGGAGGCUACAUGCAGGACCAGCAGUACGCUCUUCCCGAGUACCAGCCCACCUACCGUCACGGAUACGCCGCUCAGAGGCCGAGAAUAAACGCAGAGGCCCUCGCAGCUCUGCUCCCUUACCUGACUGGCGCUAAUGACGACUAUGCCUACGACUACAACACCUACAGCGACGACGAGGGGACGUGGUACGACGACACAGCCAACGCCGAGAUCGCAGAACCCGUCGAGAGCGACGACGCCGCCCUUUUCCAGUACCUCAUCAACCACCGCAACGGCAGGUAUUCUCUCGAGGACCUGGAGAACCUGGAGCGCGAGGCGGAGAUUGAAGACAACACCGAGAACCAGCUCCACGCCCUCCUCGCCAAAAAGAUUAACAAGAAGUCGAACAUGCCAGUCCUCGGAAGCCGGCAGGUCGGAGCCGCCCCUCUUCCCGCCGUCAGCCUGAGGGGACAGAAGGAGGAGGCCCUCGACAUCCCCGCCACUUCCAUCAGACGACCUGUCUUCGCCCGCCAGAUCACCACGCAGCCAGAGGAACAGACCGCAUCAGAGUCAGCCCUCGUCAGCAACGACAAGCGCAGCGUCAGCACAGCCAAACCAGAGGAGGAGAAGUCCGUCUCGAGCACCGCCAUCAGUGCUGUCACGGACAAGGCUGACGAAUCCACGACCAUGUCCCCGUACAUGCUGAACCGCUACGAUGCCUUCCUGAAGUACCUGGACAGGGAAAGAAAAGUUCGCCAGCAACAGGACUUCGAGCAGGAGCUGCAGCAGGAGAUGCGGCCCCCACAGAAGAGGUUCAUCACCGACCAGGAGGCUCUGACGCAGCAGCUGGCCAGCCUCAAGAAGAGCGUCGCCUAAACCGCCCACGACGAUCGACACGCGACCGAUUAAUGCCAAAUGAGGUGCUGCUCAUUAAGGAGGAAGGAGACGAAGAAGGAGGAAGGAGGAGACGAAGAAGAAGAGGAGGAGGAAGUAACGAAAAAAGAAGAAGCGUAGGACGAGAAGCGAGUGGAAGACACACACGACUAAACGAAGUUUCUCCUCGGGAACAAGGAAGCCCAGAGGCCGAGGAACCACGAGAAACCGCGAGAAAGCACGAGACUCGUGACCCUGGAAGUGAUGAAGGUAUAAAGAUGUCCCACAGGACGUGUCACGUGACUGCCCAUAGUCAUGCCAUCGCCACGUAAGCUGUCACUGACGAGGCACUUCGCUAAGACGACGAUUCUGAUAAUGCCGUUCAAGUGGUCGAAUGUUCAGACGUUCGAGUCGCGUCGGCGCCGGCGUAUUCAAGCACAUUUGCCUUUCUUAUUUCCAAGCUAGAGGUAGAUGGCGAUGGCAGAAACUGGUCUCUCGAUGCCUAGACGAUGCGCAUUCAUCCCAUUAUUCCAUUUUCUUUCCACGACCCUUAGGCGACUUCAACCCCUUCGUUUGUCUGGGACUUUCUGCACGAAUACUGCCAGACCCGUCUUGCCUGUGGACCGCCUUCGUUGAGCAGAUUUUGUGGGUUUCCGGUCCUUCCGUUUCUGCCUCUCCUUUGUUAGCAGUUUCUCUUUCUCUUGAUCAGAGUUCAUUGCCAUGGUUACCGCUGAUACGAGGUUCAUUUCACUGGUAACGACACUGCCUUCGGUUUGGACAGAGCGACUUUUCUCACUUCGUUGGCCUUCGUGUGAAUCCUAAACGUGUGAGGGAAGCUGUAUCGAGCACAAACCACAUAUUGCCGCUAAGAGCAUAAAUAAUGAUAUGGCUUAAGAUUAGACUUCAUUUUACUCGGUGUGUUAAAGUCAACUUUCCAAAUCCAGAU